AUGCGUUCUCGUCGACAGACCGUCUCCGACGCGGUCAGUGUGCUCGGUAUGGAUCCGUGGAAGGAUGAUCGAGUACGCGAUUUUGUUGCCAUCAACACAAUUCAGCGGCUGCGCGCGUACCACUUGCCAGCCAGCGCGCCAAUGCCCGUAGUCGAGGAGAUCAACACGGCACGUGCACUGAACCUCAUACUUCUGCCGAGGGCUGUUCCUGACUACCGGCCUUGCCUCGGCGAGCAGCCCCCGUCGCGUGCACAGCUGCGCGCACGGCGGCGUGCGAAGGAAAGACAGGAGAGGCAAGAGCUUCGCCGAGGGCAGCAGGAGGGGGAUGGUGGGGAUGGGCAGGGAGGUAGUUUAUCAGAGUCCUCCUCCAGUUCCGACGAUGGGAGCAGCGUCGGCGGCGAUACAGUCGCAGAGCACGGCACCACCAUGCCAAUGACUAACCCGUCAUUUCACACAGACACCAUCACCCCCAACAAGCGAUCAGGGUCCCGCUCUCCGAUGGCUUCCGGUUCCUUCAUCGCCGCGACUCCGUCCACGCAGUGCGCCAUCGACCGUGCGCGUUCGAUCUUCUUCGGCGCGUUGUCUUUUACCUCCUCGACCUCGCCGCGGCGGCUCGUGAACUCGCCUCAUGUCCCGCUGACUCCGUCGACACCGUCCACGAUGGUUCUUGCCGGCUCGUCAGACAUGCAUGUUCCCCGCUCUCCCGAAGAAGCUCUUCUCAGCACUACGGCCAGUCCUCUUUCGUCCGAUACGAGGGUGGCCCAACGCCUGGGUGGAAGGGAAGUGGUUGCUGCAGCUACGGAAGACGACUCGACGACGGCUGUGCCGCCUGUACUUCCUGCACUGUCGGCUACCAGGUCACUUGGCAUGGAGCUGGACGCUUACACGGAGGCAAACAGCACACCACUGCGUCCGCCGCCACCGAUGAGGCACACCGGUGUUUUUACUGAAGCGCAGGCAAACGAAACAGCGCAUACAGCCACCUCUGCGGAGUUUAACGCCAGCAAGUCGGGUAUGUCGCCGAACACCUUCGUGGUUGCAUCCCAUGAAGCAUCUACGCCGACAGCUGAUGUGCUGUGCGAGAGCACUCCUGCCAAAGCAGCUGCAACGGCCAGCCCUUCGGCCACAGAACAGCUUCCAGCUGCGCUACAGGCGAUACCGGCUGCUGUUGGACCUCUUCUUCCCAAACUGGUGGGAGCAGAAGGGGACGGGGCCACACCUCCGCCCCCCAGACACGGCCGAAGCAGCAGCGGCGGCGCCGCGGACAUUAUGCACGCAUGCGACGCUUGCGACGCCAUCAUUCAGUAUUAUCAAUCCAUGUUGACGAGAGGUGUCGUGCUGGACCGCUACAACCAUAAGGAUCUCGCCUUUGUGUGGUGGGUGCUGGGGCGAAAUAUGGACGUCGCCGCCCUCGAAAAUUGUGGCCCGCUGCGACGCGAGGCACUCAUGAUCACCCUGAGGAACUUCUACUACACGCUGCUAUCGACGGAGGAGGCAAAAGCGAAGGCAGCAGCGGCUGAGGCGGAGAAGAGUCACAUCGAGCGAGGGGAGCUAGAGAGAGUCGGUGGCGCCGCUCUAUCAGCAGCUCCCGGCGACCAAGUGAGUUUGCCCAUAUCGGCUGACGCGACAGCGACUGGGGAUGAUCAUGGCGUGGCCAAGGACACGGAGGAGCACGCGAUGGGUGCGAGCGGCAAGGCCACUGCACACAGUAGCAGCGCCGCGGCUGCAUGCGCAGCUGCAUCUGUGAUUUGCAGGCCCUCUCAGACCUGCACUCGUGACUCUUACAAGACCAGCGCGAGUGUGGCACCUGCGACAUCACGUCGACGUAAGAACUCAUCAGUAGGAACUGGGAGAGGGAGUGACACCACGACGUUGAAGCGGAGCCGCCCCGAUAAGCCUUUCGUCUCGUCCAAGAGUUGUAACAAGGAACUCGACGGGAACCCUGUCGAGGAGGACGGCGGCACCGGGAACGACAAGACUGAUGAGCAGGAGCUGUUGCCGGCGAUGCCGACGCGAGGGCGGAGCAGAGCCUCACUGCUUCCGAAGAAGGCGCACAAGAAGGGCACCACACCAGAGUCAAGGCGUCGCACAGUGGCUGGUGGGGCUCCUGGCAACAGUGGCAGCGAAGGGGAAAAAGGCCUCGCUGUCACGCUGUGUGUGGAAGGUGACGAGGAGACGGCGUCGGCUGCCGCGCCAGAAGGCUCUGACAACGUUCUUGACAGGAAGGCUGAUACGCUUCACAUGCGGAUCGAGAGCGGCACCGCGUCCCUCGUGAGUUUGGCGACCGUGUCACGUGCAGGUAGUGUGGCGCAGAGCAGCACUGGUAAGUCCCACCGCCAUCACCGCUGUGCUGCCGAGCGCAACAAGAUCAUCGAGGAGACGUGGAUCUCUACACGAACCGAAAGGCGUACUGCAGCGAUCAAGGUAGCCACGAAGUUGGAACUGCAUGGCGGCGCCGAAGCCAUGACCAACCGAAAGCCGAUGGAAGCGGGGCCCUCCGCCGCUGCGUCGCGAGCGUCGAGGACGGCAACGGCCAAGUCGUCGAAGGAAAAGACUUUUGCUACCGCUGCAGUGAAGGACGUGGAUGACACGGCGGCAUCCGUGGCACCGUCGGCACCCUCCAGCGGCAGCGCCACAUCCAAGGUGCAGCGCAGGAACAACACCGCUUUGAAGCGGGAACGCAGUCCCAGCCGCGAGUCUUCCACUAGCGAAAGCCAUGGGAGCCACAGCAGCGGCGGUGGCGGCGACGUGGCGCCUACAACAGGGGAGGCGAGUGGGCACACCACCGAAGUACCACACCCGGCGUCGUACGAAAGGGUCCGUCGGGGAAAAAAUACAACUGCGGCUCGCGCGAAGGCGUCCGCGGUGAGGGCGGAGAAGGCGAGUGCCUCCUCUGCUGCAGCCACGACUACCUCGACGAAAGCCGGGCGCGGUGAGGAGCACCGAGGACGCCCUCGUGGCAGCUUCAAGACACCACGCAUCAGCCCCCCGGCGAUUGAGGAUCAGGGGAACUGCGGGCUCGUGAGUGUCGCGCGGAGCAGCCAGCGGCGGCGUGAUGGUGGAGCGCCCUCCACUACCGUCCUCACAGGGGCCUCGUCGGAGAUGGCUGUUCGUGACCAGCGCUUCGAUGCGGUCGGCAUUGCUGUUGCCUCUCCCUUCCCUGAGCCGUUCAAGGAUGGCGAGGGUGCGACCCCGUUCGAGUUCCCUGUAUCCGAGAUUCCGCUACGCCUCACACCGCACGAACGCGCUGUGCGCUCGCGCAUUCAACAACGCAUGGGCAUGCCUCUGCCAGCACCACCACCACGCCGCUCUGCAGGCCCCAUCUCCCGAGACUCCAACAUCGACGCACAGUGGCCCACAGUGUAUUCAUCCUACACCUUCCUCCUCUCCUCAUUCAGAACAGCGGCAUCAACGCAGCACAGUUAUGGCGGCAGGAGUCACGAGCGGCGGGCGAUCACCGCUCCCUUUCUCUGGUACGGGCAGGCCAUCUCACCUGUUGUGGCGAGUGAGUCGACAUCCACCAGCAGUAGCGGUGUCGGCUACCGCAGGCCAGCAAGUGAGAAGACGGUAGCGGUGGCAGUCACCUCCACGCGGCAGCGCGGCCGAAAGCGCAGGAUCGAGGGUGGCGUUGAUCCAAGUUUGCGUGGUAACGUUCUCUGGCAUGAUCAGGCCGCAUUGGAGCGACUGGUGAAUGGGCGGCUGGCACAGGUAGCAGAGUUGGGGCAGGCUGCCGUGUCCCGUGUCGUCAGAGGCGGUCAACCAAAAUACUGUGCUGCAUGGUCAGUUAUUGCUCAUAUGAAACAGGAGCAACGCAGCGGCAGCGAGGAAGAAGAGAAGAAUGAUGAUGAGGCCCAUGCUAAGAGGGAGGCGGCGGCGGCCGUCCCCGCCGUCGGCUCACCAGUGCCGCUGACUGGCUCGUCUCCCGUUGUAGCCGCUACCACAUCAUUUGACAGAGUGUUGAGGACAGGAAAAGAUGAAGCUGCCACUGGUGUAGAGGCGCCUCUGCCUGAGCAGCACCCCAACAACUCAGCGCAGCAUGUGCUGUCGCCGCAGACGUCCGACUUUGGUGACCUACCGUAUGCUCAGCAGUGUCUUCUUGUGUGGUCCGCCGCAGGACUGCUGGAGCGGCACGCACAUCAACGCCAGAUGGCAGCGGCUCGACGGGAGCGCUUCCUGGCGCGAUGCGGCCGCAUGGCUACUCGGCGGAUGGCUGCCCGUGUCGCUGCCGUCAUGCAGAGCGGCAUUACGGACGGGGAUGGGUGCGGCAAUGCUGAGGAUGUUGCCACACAACUGGCUGGCGAGCUCGGGGGAAGCGAUGUGGACAGCAAUAGCGGUGCGAGUGAAGAGGAGAGCAAUGUGUCGGAGGAAGAAAGAGCUGUAGCGGAGAAGGCAUGCAGCUGCCUUCUUGGGCGGCCGAGCAAGGCUUCACGCAAGGCCGAAGUCGAGGAACACCCCAGUCACCUCGGGCGUACGAGUAACCAGUCUACGACUUCGCGCUCCUCCUCUGCCGCCUCGUCGUCCACGUCCUCGGAGGAGCGUCUCUGUCGUUCCAUACGCCCGCUACCACGCCGUGUGUAUGAUUACUGGGCCGCCUAUCGGAGUGCCAGUGACAGUGGGUGA
Leishmania braziliensis MHOM/BR/75/M2904 is the source of this 4620-nucleotide messenger RNA. RefSeq lists its product as hypothetical. The transcript has a single exon. The record is from RefSeq and is a predicted model, not a curated record. Lineage: Eukaryota; Euglenozoa; Kinetoplastea; Trypanosomatida; Trypanosomatidae. The coding region runs from base 1 to 4620 and encodes 1539 amino acids.